Messenger RNA from Nematocida parisii ERTm1, 366 nucleotides. RefSeq lists its product as uncharacterized. The transcript has a single exon. The record is from RefSeq and is a predicted model, not a curated record. NCBI's taxonomy places the organism in Eukaryota, Fungi, Microsporidia. The coding region runs from base 24 to 338 and encodes 104 amino acids.
CUAGAUUGCUCUAGAUUUAUAUAAUGUUUGUAGAUUACUUUGGUAUUUCACUGCUUAAUUUCCUUACGGGAUUAAUUGUCAUAGUCGCCAUUAUUGUUGUGCUGUAUUUAGUCCUGUGCUGCACUGGCGUGGUAUCCUCUAGUAGUAGCCAGUCUGAACACACUAAUAUUAUUACGAAUAACAACAACAAUAAUAAUAAUAACACUAGUAAUAAUACUAUGGCAACCAGUUCACAGCAACCCAGUGUAGUUGUGGUUAACUCAGCUGCUGAACACCACAGAAAGCACCGGCAUCAUAGGAGCCAUUCGUCAAAUAGUUCAAUAGACCAUUCUGGUUAGUUAUUAUAAAAAUAAAUUAGUAUGCUCA